AUUUAAAUCAUAAAUGCUUAAAAACGGAACAAACGUAUGUUAAAUAAGAAGUGUUUUAUAGCGUCCCUUAAGAGCACGUGUCGCUAUAUGAAAAAUCAAAACUUUUUUAUUUUUUUCUCCUUCUCUCCUUCUCUUCGUCUCCCUUCUUCCAUUGCCAAUCCUUCAUCAUCUUUUCUUUCUCUUCUUCGCCUGAGUUCACUCCUUACAGACGGAAUCGCACAGAGCUCGGAUGAUAACACGGAGUCGUACGGCUCGGAAUUGCUUCGUCGGCCGCAUCUUCACCCUCUCUGCUCGUUCUCUGUCACCAUCCUCAAUCUCAGAAGCUGUUAAGGGUCGGGACAUGGCGGCUUAUGUCUCUGUCGAAAACAUUCAUGAUCUCUAUCUUUCCGGACAGGGUUACAAGGGAUCGAGUGGGGUAACUAAAGCUCUAAAGGCUGAGAGAUGUGGUUGUCAUCACUCUCGUAGUGUUUCUUCCUUUAACAAGAGCUUAAAGCUUAGAAAGAAACCAAGCAAACAAAAGGUUGCUAAGGAACAGAGUUUCAGCACAGCAAGCAAGAGAGAGGAAGAAAGCUUACUUGGGUGAGUUGGAAAACAGAGUGAAAGACUUGGAGAACAGAAACUCUGAACUUGAAGAUAGACUCUCUACUUUGCAGAACGAGAACCAGAUGCUUAGACAGGUAUACGUUUUUAUCUAUCCUCGCAUCUUCAGUAUCAACGACUGAACAUAUUUGUUUUAAGAACCAUCAAUUUGCAAGCCUUAGGAACCACUCAUCAAAUAGAAGAUAAGCUCGAGAUUAGUUCACAAAUAUAUGUUUAGAUUUUUCAAUGGUUCUUGGAAUAGCUCAUUCAACAGCUUGUCUCUUGUUAUGUCUGUGGUUUUGCUGUUCACGUAGUGGAGAAGAUGAGAAUGCAAAGUUAGAUUCUUUUGUAUUAGUUUUCUAGUUUGUAAAUUUUUUUCGAGUUUGUAAUUUUUUUCCCAACUUUGUAAUAUUAUUUUCCUAAGACCACAUUUUGAUUAGUUUUCUAUUUUAAUGUUAUAUGUUUUAUUUUAAACACAAUUAAUUAACUCAAAAAAAAUUAAUAUUUAACUAAGAACCUAGAAACGUAUCUACCAAUAAUGUACCGUUUUAAUCAUGUAUCUUAACUAUGUCUCUUAACCUAAACAUAUUAAUAAACUAUUCUAAGAACCUAAAAUUUUGUUUUAGCAAUAAGGAUGCUCUUACAUUUUACAAAAAAGCAAACACAUUGGUGAUCGACAAAAUAGACCAGAAAAGCCCAUUAUGAAGUAAGAAAACGAAGAGGAGAGGCCCAGGAUGAGAGGGCUGGAGACCCAUUAAGGUGAAACACGAAGGCCCAAUAUAUGAGGCCCAUGUAAUGAUAGUAACUCAGAAGACGGAUGGGAUCGGUGCGGUGCAUUUCUUUCUCGUUAGAUAGAAGCAGAAGAGAGAAGAUGAAGCAAUCGAGAAACUCCGGCGAAUAGGACAGAGAGAUAGAGAGAGGAGAUAAUCGUGAGCUUUAAAGGAACCGUGAUGAAGACGGUGAUUCGGUUCCCGCAACGUUUCAUAGAGAUAACCAGCUGCCAAGCAAGCCGAAUUCAAGAACAUGUAGAUGGAUCGUAUGAAGGAAGUUGAUGAGUGUGCGGGUGGUGUCAUCCCAACAGAGGCGGCCCUUGGUAGAAGCGAAUGAAGCAACGGCUUGCGGCCACCAAGUUAUUAACAAAAAACCAGCCACAUUAUUUCAAAAUCUUUUGAUGGUCCAGUGGUUAAUUUUGUGAUGUAACUGUGAAUUAUUGUUGGGUUCAAAAUGGCUGGGUUCAAGUGCCAUUCUGUGCAUUAUUGUUUUUAGAAAAAAAAAUU
Molecule: messenger RNA, 1856 nt
Organism: Raphanus sativus (radish)
Lineage: Eukaryota; Viridiplantae; Streptophyta; Magnoliopsida; Brassicales; Brassicaceae
Product: L-aspartate oxidase, chloroplastic-like
Exons: 3
Coding region: 230-583 (117 amino acids)
Source: RefSeq, a predicted model, not a curated record